UAUUUGACUUCCUCAUUUUCAACAAUUCCUGUAUUUCUGCACUCUUUCAGUGAGGUUCAUGUGGUGAGUCCACUUUCAUCCAUUAGGUGGCUGGUUGCUGCUAAAGAUAACUCAUUUCCUCAUUGGACUCUAAAAACAUCAUCUUUUAUUCUCGCUGCGGCCUCAUUUGGGAGCAGGUUUCUGUCCGUGAAUAUGGGGACAAACAAGGUGUUACUGAGCCUCCUCCUUGUUUCAGGUGCGUGGGCGUGUAACCAGGACCUACUCGUCACUGCGCCACACAGGAUGGAAGCACUGAGUGGAUCUUGUUUGCAGAUCCCGUGUAACUUCAGUGCCAAAAAUGGUCACGACUUCAUCAACACGACAACCUUCGGAUUGUGGAUUAAGAACGAUUCCGAUGUUCACAACAAUCAAAACAAUUUGAUCUUCGACAGUAGAGGGACAGUUACCACAUAUCCGAUGGAGUUCAUUGGAAAGCUGAAUAAGAAAAACUGCACCACUUUAUUUUCUAGUUUACAAAUAAUUUACACAGACGUAUAUUUCUUCAGAGCUGAGAACGACGUAUUCAUGGCAACAUCUACUUGUGAUUCUUUUCGAAUAACAGUUCAAGAUUCUGCUCCAAAGCCCAGGAUUGAGAUCCCAGCUGCUCUGAAGGAGAAAGAGUCUGUCUCCGUCAGCUGCCACACUCUGUCCACACCUCCUAAACUCACCUGGAACCUCCAGCAAGACGCUCCCGCCAUGAUGGAGGAAAACACAGAUCGGACCUUCACAACAAAGAUCCAGAAGAUCAUGGCUCUGUCAGAGGAACACGAUGGAUUCACCAUCACCUGUUCUGCCUCAUAUCCUGUGAAUGAAGGAACAGAUAAGAAGACGGCAGAGGAGACAACGACUCUCAAGGUCUCCUACGCUCCCAAGGACACCUCGGCGUCCAUCAGUCCAUCAGGUCCGGUGUCGGCAGGUAGCUGGGUGAACCUGACCUGCUCCAGCAGAGCCAAUCCUCCCGUCAGCCGCUUCCUCUGGUUCAAGAACAGCCUCGAUGGACCCGUCACUGUGUUUCAAGGAGACUUUUACCGCUUCAAUGUCACCGAUGGAGGCGUUUAUUACUGUGUGGCCACCAAUCAGCUUGGUAAUCAAUCAUCAUCAGAGAUCCAUCUGACUAUCGAAGUGAAACGGCUUGAAAGUUUUUUACCAUGGAUCGCAGUUGUUGGAGUGAUCAUUGUACUCAUCUGUGUAGGUGUUGUUAUUUGGUGGUUGAAGUCAAAACGUUUAACUUUACAACAGACACAGAACCAAACCGCUCUGGAGCCAGCAGUUCAAGGGCCGGCCGCAGCUACAGAAACAGGGGACGUCCAUUACGGAGAGAUUGACUUCUCCAAGUGGAGACCUGGACCGGCCUCGGCCCCGGUGCAGCAAGGUGGACAUCAGCAGGAGUCGCUGUACGCUCAGGUCAACGUGUCCACGACCGUGAAGAGCUCAACACAGACUGGCAGCCCGGAGGAUCUAGGCUCAAGUCUUGUGCAAAUGAGUGUGUGAACAUUAAUGUUAUGAAACAAAUAUGCUGUUAUUGUUAUCCUGACAUGGGAAUCUUUUCUUCAGUUGUUUGCAAUAUAUUUAAAGUGUAAUAUAUUUAAAUGUAUCAGUAUGUGAUGUAACGCCCUACUCUGUGUCUCCCCAGUGUGUCUUGAGUGUUCAUUCCCUUCACCUGCUGCCCUCAGCCACUCCUCUGUCUCCCUGAUUACUGUGGUGUUUCCUCUUAUACAUGCUCCCAGUAUUUCCCUUGUCCCCAGUUGGAUUGUUGUCUCUGUUACCAUGAUUAAUUCCUGUCUUCACGAGUGUAAUUUCUUCCUGUCCUGGUUCCUGUCGUAGAUUCCCAGUGUUUUGGCUCUCGUGUAAAGUUAAAGAGUUUUCAUGUUUAACCUUUUUCUCAAGUAAAGAGAGUUUCCGUUCCCUUUACCUGUGGUAUUGCCUGCUUCCUCCUCAACUGAGCUCUUGCCCCACAAAACCCGUGACAUCCGUGACACGUGAGGUGUUUAUAGAUCUCUGAAUUCCUUUUCGGCCACACAUGGGCAUCUGAUUUGUUUACGUAACAUGAGUCGCAUUUCUAUAUGAUAAAGGGAUCUGUGUUUAGAUUAUUGCAGCUCAUUAAAAAUAUGAUGGAGUCGUUGUUUCUGCAUGCAAAGGUAAAGAAAGGUGUGCCCUUUAAUACAAGAGGUAGUUUCAAUGCCACAAGUACCAUGUCUUUGUGUUUUGGCACUUACAAAAACAUUACACAAUGUUUUUGCUCGCUAAAACACAAUCACACUGUGGAACAAGCAAGCCAAACAAAUCUCAUUAUGAUGUCAUUGUAGUGUCAUAAUGCAAGCCAAACCAAUCAGAUGGGUUAACUUCCUUUUCCUUCACACGGCUCUUUCAUGGGAGAUUGUGGUCAGCAGGAAGUCCAUCGAUAAGGGGCAAACCUUUUCCCUUUAGUUACUGUACUGUGGUCAGUCCACUUGUUUAAAGUGUUGCAUUUCAUAAAUAAAAAGUUGCAAUUGU
This is a messenger RNA of Pseudoliparis swirei, 2532 nucleotides long. Its product is annotated as sialic acid-binding Ig-like lectin 10. Bases 193 to 1530 code for a protein of 445 amino acids. The record is from RefSeq and is a predicted model, not a curated record. The transcript has 8 exons. Lineage: Eukaryota; Metazoa; Chordata; Actinopteri; Perciformes; Liparidae.